Molecule: messenger RNA, 408 nt
Organism: Funneliformis geosporum
Lineage: Eukaryota; Fungi; Glomeromycota; Glomeromycetes; Glomerales; Glomeraceae
Source: the annotation of a GenBank genome assembly
AUGACGUGUCAUGGGAGGACUGAGGCAUUAUCAACGAACAUACUCCAGUCGUCACAACCUUUAUUUAAAAUAAAUCGACCUGAAGAAGAAUUAAAGUUAAAUCUAUUGAAACAGGUAACCAGACCUGGCGUAUGGAAAGCGGCCUACUGUAAACGUCCUUCUAUAACAUUUAUAACAUUUACAAAUUUGUCUAAGGAGUCAAAAACACUCUAUUGGGAAUCCACAACUGGGGUUGUCACGUGUACCAUUCGUCGUUGGCGACGAGCCAAAUCUUGUCACAAUCACUAUAAGUUAUCAUUCCAAUUAGCCGUAUGUGCUGUUAGUGGAAUGCUAAAAACUGUCCAUCGUGUGAAAAAUUUUCGAAUUGAAUCUGAAGAUGACCAUUACCAUUUUGAUGAACCAACACCU